GGCCGGGGGCGGCCGGCGGCCGCGGCGAGAAAUGGGGCUGCGGGCCGCGUAGGGGCCAUGCCGCCCGGGCCCCGGGCCUGCCCCGCUGCGCGCCGGGAUGGUGAACCUGGCGGCCAUGGUGUGGCGCCGGCUCCUGCGGAAGAGGUGGGUGCUCGCCCUGGUCUUCGGGCUCUCGCUCGUCUACUUCCUCACCAGCACCUUCAAGCAGGAAGAAAGGACAGUGAGAGAUCGGAAUCUCCUCCAGGUUCAAGACCAGGAUCAGCCCAUCCCGUGGAAAGUGCAGUUUAACUUGGGCAAUAGCAGCCGGUCCAGCAGCCAGUGCCGGAACUCCAUUCAGGGGAAGCACCUCAUCACCGAUGAGCUGGGGUACGUCUGCGAAAGGAAGGACCUGCUGGUGAAUGGCUGCUGUGACGUCGGCGCGGCGAGCACGAGGCAGUUCUGCUGUGACGGCUGCCUGUCCAACGGCUGCUGCGGUGCGUACGAGCACUGCGUCUCCUGCUGCCUGCAGCCCAGCAAGCAACUGCUCCUGGAGCGCUUCCUCAACCGGGCAGCCGUGGCCUUCCAGAACCUCUUCAUGGCAGUGGAGGACCACUUUGAAUUGUGCUUAGCUAAAUGCAGGACUUCGUCCCAGAGCGUGCAGCAUGAGAACACAUAUAGGGACCCCGUAGCCAAGUACUGCUACGGAGAGAGCCCCCCUGAACUCUUCCCUGCGUGAUGGGUGCAGAAGAUGUGCUGCCUGAGCAAGGCCAUGCUGAAGUUGGAACUCGCAGCCUGAAGCCAGGCCGCGGCGUCCUCCGGCCCGUUGAGGAGAUGGGGCGCUGUGCGGAGACCUUGGCUGUGGCCAUGUCUCGUGUUGUCCUCUGGCUUCACUCCCCGCCUGGUCUUACCAGCUGGAGCUGUUCUGGGAACCAGCCUAGAACCCCAGCGGUCACUCUCCGAAAAGAGGUGUGGCCAGCCAUGGUGUGGGUGCUCCUGGGUGCUGCCGCUGGGGUUUGCAGCUGCCCCUGCGGGACCUGUGGCUGCUCGAUUCUCAUCCGGGCCUUCACUCUGAAGUUAUUUAUUGGAUAUUUUGGGAAUAGUGGGAAAAUUGCAAUGUUUUAUAUAGGAAAAUGCCUUGCCUCUAGAGUUGAAUAUAUUCAUGAAAAUUGUUUUGUGUUCUUGAGUUUCAUGACUUACCAUUGUCCUUUUACCCAGAUAAAAUAUUUGACCUCUUAGGCGUUCUCUCAAGGUAUAGUUGCUUUGGGUUUUGUUUUAGCAACAUCUUCAGGAGUGGGCCCUGAACCCCGCGUCCUACCCAGAGGAAUAGUCUAGAACCUCGAAGCUGCAGUUGUGCUAAGGUGGGGUGGCCUUCCAGACGCGGCACGGGGUGCCCGUAGCUUCUUUCCAGCAGGCUUUCACUGUGCUUGUGUGCACAUGCCAGCACCCCUGACCCAGAAAUUCUGACCCACUGUCCUGGGGCCUUUGUCCCCAGUCCUGUGCCUCUUGAAAGGCCUGGGACAGCGUGCGCCUCAGGAAAACCCGCAGCUUCUUCCCCUCGCCUCCACAUGGAAGCCCUGUGUUAAGGCGAUUUCUGAGCAGAGCUACAUGUAGCACCUGGCUGUAAUGGACUGUCCUUUAUUGCUUCCUACUUUGGGUGGAUAACAUGUCGAAACUUGGCUUCCCAGUGAUUUGCAAAGAAGAAACCUAGCCUUGUGGUUGGGAACUUAGGUCUGCCUGCAUGGGGACUGUGGGUGACCACGGGGCUGCAGGCUGCUGGGCCAUCUGUGAGAUCCCCCCAUGCAGUAUGACAUGAAGUCUUUCUGGGUCAAGGGGAACAGGGACUGUCCUCAGGUCAAGAUGCUGUGUCCCUCGCACAGCCACUGUCUGGUCUCAGGAGUCACUGGGACAGACCACCUUACCUGGCGGCCUCCUUGGCCCCAGGACUGGGCACGGUCUCUUUUAGUUUUUGGCUGUUCAGGUUGCUGACCUGGUCCAGGCACUGGUUUCACCAUCGCUCUCAACAGUUUUUUUCCCCCAUUGGAUCCUUUUCUUGGGACCUCAUUGGCCUUCCAGUAUAUUCUGCAGUAUGUCGUCAUAGCAUCCUAAACCCCUGUUAGUGCAUACACUCAUCUUCCCAGAGUAGUCUGUUCUCCUAAAUAAACGUUUUUAAUAUUA
Molecule: messenger RNA, 2154 nt
Organism: Condylura cristata (star-nosed mole)
Lineage: Eukaryota; Metazoa; Chordata; Mammalia; Eulipotyphla; Talpidae
Gene: SPRING1
Product: chromosome unknown open reading frame, human C12orf49
Exons: 5
Coding region: 98-715 (205 amino acids)
Biological process (GO): positive regulation of SREBP signaling pathway
Source: RefSeq, a predicted model, not a curated record